This is a messenger RNA of Camponotus floridanus (Florida carpenter ant), 720 nucleotides long. RefSeq names its product protein Ycf2-like. The coding region runs from base 1 to 720 and encodes 239 amino acids. The record is from RefSeq and is a predicted model, not a curated record. NCBI's taxonomy places the organism in Eukaryota, Metazoa, Arthropoda, Insecta, Hymenoptera, Formicidae. The transcript has 4 exons.
AUGAACGAGGUGUUCUUGGCGGAGAGGAACGGGGCGUUGCAGGAAUCGGGGAAAAUGUCCUCUCAGAAAGGUCUCGAUGAUCAGGAAGAUCUCGAGAAUUUCGAGGAUUUGGAAGGUCUCGGUGAUCAGGAAGAUCUCGAGGAUUCCGAGGAUCUGGAAGGUCUCGGUGAUCAGGAAGAUUUCGAGGAUUCCGAGGAUCUGGAAGGUCUCGGUGAUCAGGAAGAUCUCGAGGAUUCCGAGGAUCUGGAAGGUCUCGGUGAUCAGGAAGAUCUCGAGGAUUCCGAGGAUCUGGAAGGUCUCGGUGAUCAGGAAGAUCUCGAGAAUUCCGAGGAUCUGGAAGGUCUCGGUGAUCAGGAAGAUCUCGAGGAUUCCGAGGAUCUGGAAGGUCUCGGUGAUCAGGAAGAUCUCGAGGAUCCCGAAGAUCUGGAAGGUUUCGGUGAUAAGGUAGACCGCAAGGACGACAAUAAGAUUAUUCGACGCAGCCUGGUCAACAACGAAGAAAUUGUAUUGCUUGUUCGUGAGAACAUUCCAGGAACUAUUAAAAUACUCUCGCCAGUAAAUAGAGAAACACAAGCGAAAAAUGAAAAUAGAUCUCGCAAUAAAAAAGAAGCAAAUCGAAGAAGCAAAUGUACAUUAAAUUAUGACGAUGAGGAAUUAUUAAUUUUAUCUGUUCAAGAAAAAAGACCCCUCUGGGAUUUUACUGUUUCAGUAGAACAAUGA